AUGUUAUUUCAGUCCUCUUCAGAUCCAUACAGAAAAUCGACUCAGGAACUUAUCGUCCUGCGACAUGGUGAAGAACACGUUCUAGUACCGGUCCCGGAGUCGUAUGAGGAAGCUCUUGAGCUUGCGCAGGAAGAGUUCAAGCUUCAUGGUGAACUGCGCUUCGUCACCCAGGACCUCGCUGGCAGCGAUGGACAGAAAGUCAAGAUUCAUAAGGACGCGUGGAAGGGGAUCAUUAACUUGCUGAACUCUAUGGCCGUAGAAUCUGUCGGCAAAGCACCCAUGUCUCGGGCAAGCGGGCCAAGCAUGAAACUAUCCUCUCGUGGUGUCUCAGCGCAGGACCGAGUCGUUCCCCGUGCUAGUCUGGACUCAGUCAGUCAUGGAAAUAGCUUACCAUUGAGUGUUGCGCCUGCACCAGCUCACAAUGUUCCUCUUGCCCCUGUUCCAUCUCACGUUGGGCCUCCCACUCCGGCGUCAUCUUGUACAUCCUCGAACAAUAUGAGCGCGCAAACUAGCCAGAGUGACAAGGGCGGCAACGCCAAUAAUUCAUUAAAGACAAGUGAUGAUGUUAAUGAAAGCAUGAUCGACGAAGAGAUGGACGAGGACAGCGUCAUCAUAACGAGAUUUAAAGGCAAAGAUACUCGUCUAUACCUAGACGAGGAGGAAGAGGACGAGCUUGACGAACCUAAAGAAAUCGGAGAGGAAAUACAAAGUGGAGAAGAUCCCAAAGGACUGGUAGAACUUCAGGACGUGUAUGCAGCCCCGGCAGGCAGCUCUGUCAAGCAAGACCCUGCUCCUGCCCCUAGUCCCGAGCCCAAGAGCGAACCGAAGAAAGAGCAAUCCGCAAUCGUCUCAACAAAAGAUAGCAGACAGAGCUCGGUAGCCAAUCAGCGACUCAGUUUCGCCUCACAGCCACAGGAACGAUCGCAGCCUGAAGAGAAGUUUGUUAUCAGCAUUGAAUACCUCAACGGUGCGAACUCUGCAGACAAGUUGAUGUUCAAGACACGCGGGCGACACACCGUGGCCAAGGUGUUGCUUCAGGCAUGUAGAACGUUUGGCCUUGAGCACCUCUACGACAGUGCUCGGCUUGUUCUCAUACUUCCAAUCCAAGAAGGGGAUGGUGAAUGGGUUGAAGAAAAGUUCCUUUGCGAUCCGGAAGAUACAAUGUCGAUGGUAGGCGCGGGUUCAGAAUCUCGCUUCGCGAUCGAAGUUGGUAGCGAGAUUGACGGUGAUGAGUAA
Molecule: messenger RNA, 1236 nt
Organism: Fibroporia radiculosa
Lineage: Eukaryota; Fungi; Basidiomycota; Agaricomycetes; Polyporales; Fibroporiaceae
Exons: 4
Coding region: 1-1236 (411 amino acids)
Source: RefSeq, a predicted model, not a curated record